Messenger RNA from Eruca vesicaria subsp. sativa (arugula), 1738 nucleotides. The record is from the annotation of a GenBank genome assembly. NCBI's taxonomy places the organism in Eukaryota, Viridiplantae, Streptophyta, Magnoliopsida, Brassicales, Brassicaceae.
GUGAACCAAAAAAUAAAAGAAAGUAAAACUCCUUCGAUGACAAUGCCCACGUGUAUACUCCUCACCGUCUUGUUCGUCGUGUAUCCCUGGUUCGGUUCACCUGGUUGGAGCUCUAAACCAAAUGGGAGCCAUUACUCAUCCCGAUGAAGCGGAAGCUUUGAACUACAUCUUCGUGGCUUGGAAUAUUCAGGCGCCAAAGGAAUGGAACAUAAGCGGCGAAGUUUGCUCCGGCGUAGCCAUCAACGACAACAUCAUCAUUGACGACAAAGCCUACAACCCUCUUAUCAAAUGCGACUGCAGUUUGGACAAGUCUACAGCCUGCCGAAUCACCGCCCUCAAGGUCUAUGCAAUGGAUGUUGCAGGGCCUAUACCUCCACAGCUCUGGACUUUGACACACCUCACCAAUCUAUACUUAUCAAAUUCAGGACUUAAAGGGGAAAUACCUUCAUCAUUUGCUAAUCUUGUAAACCUGCAAGACGCGAAAAUUCUCGGAACUGGUUUGACGAUACCGUCGUCAUUUUCCUACUUAACUUCUUUGAAUGAACUAGUAUUGAGGAACAGCAAUCUUACUGGGACAAUACCCUCUAGUUUUGGGGAACACUUAAAUCUUACACAAGUAGAUGUUUCGUACAAUGAAUUGACUGGUACUCUUCCUCCAUGGGUCAGCAUACCAAACUUGAAACUCAACCUUGUUGCUAACAACUUCACCUUGGAAGGUCUUGACAAGAGGUGGGUUUUACCAGGACUAAAGUGCCUGCAGAAGAACUUCCCAUGCAAUCGAGGCAAAGGAAUCCAUUCUGACGUUUCGAUAAAGUGCGGAGGGACACAGAUACGAUCCAUUACAGGAAACGUAUUUGAGAGGGAUGACGAGGAUCUUGGAUCUGCUUCAUUUUUCGUGAAUGAUGUUAACAGAUGGGCAACCAGUAGUGUAGGACUUUAUGCCGGGAACAUCAAUAAUAUAUGGGUUAUCAACAGUUUGGAAAGACAACUUUUUCAGACAGCAAGACAUUCUUCAUCUUCACUAAGAUACUAUGGGUUAGGGCUAGAAAAUGGAGUCUAUACUGUAAAACUUCAGUUUGCUGAAAUAGAAAUCCUUGGUACUAAGGCUUGGAAAGGUUUAGGAAGAAGACGUUUUGAUAUUUAUGUCCAGGGAAGACUUGCUGAAAAGGACAUUCAUAUACGCAUAUCAGAUGAUGAUACUACGGUCCGACCAGUUCAGAGAGAAUAUAAAGCACAUGUAUCAGAAAAUUAUCUUGAAAUUCAUCUUUUCUGGGCUGGCAGAGGAACACUGACUAUUCCUGUUCAAGGUACUUGUGGGCCACUAAAAUCGACCAUCAGUGCAAAACCAGGUAUCACAACAACUAGCGAAUUCCUUUUUUUUCUACCAUCUCCCUGGUGCCUAAGUGUUACAUGUUCAGAUUUUAUACCAACUGUGGGCAACAGACCACCAUCAAAGAAAAAGUACACGACUGGUACAGUUGUGGGUGCUAUUGUUGGUCUAGGACUUAUAAGCAUCAUUUCGGGCGUAGUUAUCAUCAGCAUCAGAAAAAGCAGAAAGCGUUACACAAAUGAUGAAGAGCUGCUUAGAUUGGAUGGAAGGCCUUACACUUUUGCUUACUCUGAACUUAAAAGUGCCACUCAAGAUUUCAAUCCCUCAAAUAAGCUUGGAGAGGGAGGAUUUGGGUCUGUUUAUAAGGUAAUCCCCAAAUUAAGUAGCACUAGAGAGGAAAUGGCAUGA